AACCGCCAUUUUUCGUCAGACGAUCUUCGGAUGGAAAUGCAUGUGACCUAACUCACAUUGUGAACAUUUCAGAGCAAUAAUGCCAAGAAAGAACAACAUUUCGACAAACGACUUGACAGAAGUUGAUUCAUUGACAUUCACUAAUCAUGUGACCUAUGUGAAGUUCGGGUCACAGCUUGAGUUGUCUCGCUGUGAGAACCAGAGCUGUGGCUGCUCGAGGGUCCACUGUCCGUUCUGUAGUGUCCACAAUUACAAGCCCUCACGUCCAGCCAGGGUCCGAGAUCACCUCAACCAGACUCACUUCAAGCAUGCCGUGCUGUAUAGAGGUAGGAACGUGGUCAAGUGCUACAUGCAGUGUGAUGCAGCCCCCGGGCACUUCCACUGCCCCCACUGCCCCAAGCAGCUCCUGAAGAAAGCCGGCUUCCUCUACCACCUGCGCACACACCUGCGGAAGGCGGGUAAGGCAGAGUCUCUGGUCCAGGCCCCGAACUUCAAACACCCUCAGAAGGUCCUGUUUGAUGGUCAUGUGAUCCAGCUCUGCUCCAAUCAGUGUGAAGGAACCCUUGGCCGACAUUACCACUGUCCUCUGUGUGAGGAGAAGAAGUUUGAAGAGAUGGGGUCAUUGUCAGGUCACUUGUGGCGAUGUCGGGAGAUCAGUGGCUUGACGGAGAAGACAUCUGUGAACCUGCCAGCAAAGAAGAACGUGGAUGAAUCGUGGAAGGCCAAUAUGGCUGUAAACACUAAUGUGCCUCCGCCCAAAGAGAGAUUCGGGGAUAAGUGUCACAUGUCUGUAGUGAGGAACUUGAGUGAUCUCCCCUUUGAGAGGUGCAAAGACCAAGGCUGUUGUCGAAAUCGUUUUCACUGUAAUCUCUGUCCUUCAUCGAAAUUCAAGCCAGCGUUCCUCAGCCACAUCCAGGAACACUACCUGAGUCACUGGAACAGCCGUGCUGUUUGCGGAGCCUACAGCUGUCUGGUGUGCUAUCAGCCUUGCCUUCCCCGCUACGGCUCGUCUGUGUACCACUACCACUGCCCAGUGUGUGGGCAGUCUCGCAGGCGGAAAAUACAGUUCAUGAACCACUUGAGGGAGUGUUUGGGACCCAGUAUCAAGACAGGUAGGUUUCAGGCCCCAUUCCACAAAGCGAUGCUAGCACUACGACAGUCAAGUCUAUGUUAUAAAUCCACGGAGACAGACAUCCACGGAGGUGAUGAGAAAGAAGAAACUGAGGAUCCUCACCAGGAUUUUGAAGGUCCUGGUGAAGCUGACUAUGGAGAGGGGGAAGAUAACUCUUCACUGGAGAAAACUGUUUCACAUUCAGUAGAAGAGCCUGCUGUAACAGAGGAUGAUGGGAAUGAGGAUGUUUCCAUGGAAACAAGUGAGCAGAAGACAAACAAUGAUCAGAAGAAAGCAUUGGAGGUCUUCAACACAGUGUUGGCCAUCUUGUCACCGGAGUUCAUCACGUCCCUGGUGCAUGAUGGGCCUGUGGACGACUUGCUGAGGGCUGUUGCUAUGGAGACCGGUGUGGAAUGGUUGUCCUCUCCAGGUGUCAACAGCAGCCCUGUCUACUCCAUCAGCGGAGACCUGGACAGCAUCUUCAAAGCCAAACAGAUGUUGAGACAGAAUCUACCCGAGUCUCUACUGAAGUCGCUCCAAGGGACCCCGACAUACAGUGUAAAUGAUACAUCAGCCAACAUUCCAGCUAUAUCACCAAGCAUUCCUGAUACGGCCUCACACCCAAGUGAGUCAGAACACAGGCGUCAUUCACAGAGUGACACGCCACGUAACCAAGGCGCCCCUCCUGUGUCCAUUGGCGCCCACAGUGCCACCUCAAGUGAGCUACAGUACAUUCAAGCAGAACAUUCAUCAGGAGCCCCUUCAAGUGCGACUGGAACCCUACAUGCUACCAAUCCCCAUCACAGAUCCUCGAGGAGCACUCAGGCUGACAUCAAAGACCUCUACAGUGACUUUGGGGAUCAAGUGGUCGUCAAGCAAGAGAUUCCCAGGAAGGAGCUGCUGAUUAAUGCUUUGGAAAUGUUGUCUUCAGCUGUGGAGAUUGUGAAGAAGAAGGAGGAGAGUGAGAUGGCACAAGAGGAAGAGUGUCAGAUGGCAAGCGAGGAACACGGUCAGACAGCACAAGAGGAACACGGUCAGACGGCACAAGAGGAACACGGUCAGACGGCACAAGAGGAACAGGGUCAGACGGCACAAGAGGAACAGGGUCAGAUGGCACAAGGGAAAGUUCAGACGAUGCAGGAGGCUAACUCUGCCGGCAAUCAGGAUGUUGAUGUGAUUGAAACUCGGAGGACAAGGAAGAGAGGACAUGGUGACAUUUCUUCUUCAGAGACAGUGACCAGAACAAGUAAAAGAAAACGCUCUUCUUCUGCUCGGGAAAACAGGGGAGGAAUGAGACGUGAAUCCCCUCCCCCUUUUGCUGAAGCUCCCCAUACUUCAGGCUCAGACAAACAAAUAUCUCCUGAAUCAAUUCGGGAACCUACUGCGGAGACUGUCAGGAAAUCUGGUGGAAGACCCAGAGGAAGACCCAGAGGAAGCAAAGGCAAGACUAUCGAGAAACAGGAUAAAGUCAGCGCACCAGUCGUAAAAAGAUAUUCUACGCGGGGACAUAAAGUAGACUUCUCGCUUCUCGCUACAGGAAAGAAAAGGAAGGAAGAGAAACCUAAACCACAGAUUCCAUCACCAGGCUGUUCUCAGACCCAGACACAGAAGAGGAAAAAGAAGGGGAUUCCAGAAGCUCAGGAAAUCGCUGUACAAGAGCAGGAAGGGUCCAGGACAAAGGGGAGAGAGAGAGAAAAGGAUUUGCAUCCGUCCAGAAUGGAAAAUGAGACCUCCCAUUCCGUCUGUUCCUCAGAAACCUGCUCGUCUGUCAUUUCAUCAAAAUUUAGGAUGCAGGAGAAAGAGGGAGGCGAGAGGGAGGAGGAGGAAGAAGGGAGAGAGACUAUUCACGAGCCAAGGGUUGAACAGGAGACCUCUUCAUCUGUCUGUUCAUCAGAUGCUAUGAUACAAAGGAAAGAGGGUAUGGAAGGGAGGGAGGAUUGUCUUCAGGCUAGGCUUGAACAUGACACCUCUCCAUCUGUCUGUUCUUCAGAGUCUUGGACACAGACAGUAGAGGAGAUGGAAGUGUCUGAUGAUGAAGGAGAAUCUGGCGAUGACGAUCCUGAUGACCAGGAAGCGACUUCAUCUCGAGCUUCUUAUAAACUGGUGUACAGCAGCAUGGCGGUCGUGCCUGUGGUAACCUUCAACAUGCAGUCUCAGAGCAUGUCCAAGCAACUCAUUGGAAGCAGUGUCAAGAAGUCCUGUAACACAGAGGCUGCAGCUGUGAGAGAGAAGGGCAAGGACUUGAAAGGGUUUGGAUGUCCUGUGUGUGAGUUUCAAUCUGAUUCCUUCCUCAGCGUUGUGGGCCAUUGUUCCGAAAAGCACGGGAUUGACGAGGGUCUUCACUGUGAUGACUGCAUGGUCCUGUGUCUGGACGAAGAGACCAAGUCUGCUCAUGGGGAAUCCUGCCAAAAAGGGAAGCAGACUGAUUCUGAGAGCAAACUCCAGAGGUGUCCACAGUGUCAUUACACGUCUCGGGACUUUGUAGAUGUCUCGGACCAUAUAAUUUCCGAGCAUGACGUUGAGCGUCUUCGAUGUGAUGUCUGCGAGAGAGUGUUCAGCCAGCACAAAGCGAUGGACAUUCACCUGUCCCUGAAACACGGCCCUCGUCAAAGGACAAGUUCUCAGUUUGAAAAACCUUUAACCAAGUGCCCACUGUGUUCAGUUGAUGAAGGCAACUUCCAGGCACUGUCUUCUCAUCUGAUGUCAGAACAUCAUGUCACCAAUCCAUUGCGUUGUGACGUCUGUGAAAGAGUAUUUGACAGUGAUUCACAUCUUGAGUCUCAUCUAAACAGUCACCAUGGACCUUUUGAGGAAGGGUUAAUUUCCAACAGAUGCUCUGAAUGUGGACUGGUAUGUAAAAGUAAGACAUCCUUAAUUCAACACCAAGUGUACAUCCACAGAAAGAAGUUCAAAAAGUCAAGACAAUCAGCCUGUUUGGAGUGUAAGACUUGCUACUUCAUUGCAAAGACUGUCGAGGAAAUCCGAGAACACCGCUUGCAGCACAAAUUAGGAGUUCUCGAGUGUAAAGAAUGUAAUAUGACCUUCAACUCGACCUCUAACCUUCAGUUUCAUAUGCAGCUACACCAUAAGAAAUCUCAUACUGCCUCUUGUGAUAUUUGUGGGAAGGUGUUCAAACAUAAACGAUAUCUCAUUGGUCACCGUAAACGUCAUUUUGGAACCAAGAAUUUCAACUGUAAUGAAUGUGGAAAAGCCUUUUACGAGAAAUGCACCCUCAAGGCCCAUGAGCAGAUUCACCUGGAAUCUAGCGAUAGGGAGUACCGAUUCGUGUGUCCAUUUUGCGGCAAUCGUUACACAAGCAAAAGCAACUUCAAUGAUCACUUAAACAAACACACUGGGGAAAAGCCACAUAAAUGCACCCAAUGUGACAAAUCAUUCGGGUUCCGUAGCCAGCUUGCCCAACACAAGAUCUUUGUGCAUUCCACUGACCGACCUUUCAAAUGUAAAGAAUGCAACAAAGGGUUUAAACUGGCUUCGAAGCUGCAGCAGCAUAUGAUUGGCCACACUGGAACCAGCAAACACAUGUGUCACAGAUGCAAUCAGGCAUAUUGUUCAUCCGCAACACUGAGGAUCCAUCAACAGAAGUGUCGAGGAGCAGUCGUGAAAAAACGGCCAUUGGCUUCUCAAGUUUCGUUAGAGCCCAAUGUCAUUGCAGUGUCUGAAUCGGAGGUUCACAUGGCGGUCAUGAAUUCCUUUGUUGUCAUGAACAACUCCAGCAGUGACCUUGACCCCCAGUUGGACUGUAGUAGCCAGGAGCAGCAGACGGAGAUCUAUCUGUGUAGCGUGUGUCAGAUCGGGUUUUCGAGGUUCGAGGACGCAGAGCAUCAUAUCAACACCGAGCACGAGGAGAUGGGAGAGGAGGAAGAGAGUGUUGUUAUGGUGGAGGAGGAGAGCAUUCAAGAGGAUGUCAUGGUGGAUCCGACAAUACAACUGACCGAGAUAAACUUGGCAGCAGCAGACACGAUGUCUGAAACAAACACAAGUCAUGUUGUCUAUCAGAAUUAGUCAUAAUUUGGGGUCAGUGAAUGUGUAAGGCCUUAGUGAAUUAUUAGAUAUUCAUGAAUAGGUGAUGAGGUGAUGUGUCCAUAUGUAGCAGUAAUCCGUGCAUAUUAUUCUAUGUGAUGGCACACUCUCUGGCAAGGGUAUAGGUCAUGAAUGGGAUGGAACUUCUUGGAACCCCUGGAUUUGUCUGUUUGAGGUGGCAAAAUUAGGAAGAUUAACCCCUGCCCAUCUAAACGCUCUAAAAUUUCAUUUAUUGCAUUGAUAACACUAGCAAUCAUAUGAUAUAUUCUUGAUUCCUGUCAUAUUUUACCAUUAUGAAACUAAAAUGAAAACGCUGUACAUUCAAGUAUACCCAAGUAUAUCGAGUCUGCACUUGUAUAUACCAUCUAAGGCAAGGGAGUUUACUGACUAUAACAGUCCAGUUUCCAACCUUGCCAAACUAGACUGGAAUUUCAGAGUUAUUUUUUGGCUGGACUGAUCAAUCUAUGCAUAGUCCAAUAAAAAUCGUGCAACAAAAUCGACAUCCGGUGUGUAAACAAGAUGGUGACUACUGUGCCGAUUUGCAGAGCUUGCAAAGCAUGUUUUCUGUCAACUGGGUGUUGACUGAUAUUUGCCAAAUCUCUUCAUGUUUUAGUCACAGUGUUAAAGUGAUUUGAUUGUACUUUGUGAGGUAAGACCUGUUUUAUGACAAUAUAGAUCUUCAUUAUUGAUCAGAUCAUCUUGACUGGUUGUCGCUAUUUUGUUUCAAGCAUUUGCAAGCGAUAUAACAGGUGAAAUCUGAUUGGUCAAUAGGAGGGACAGAGAAGGGACAUAAAUCGUAAUAGCCACUAGUGGCACUAUGAUCGAACCACAAUAUUCCAGCAGGGUUCGGCAAGCGUGGAGACCGGACUUUUGUGGUCAGUUAACCUCAGGAAGAUGGUACCGUCUCGUAACCCGGUCAUGUGAUCCGGUGCCGUUAUCAAAGCCCCAUGCAUCCUCCUCUCAUUGCUCAUCCAUUAACUGCAAGGAUGUUUGUUCAGACUGCUAACUCAGCAACAUGUGGGUAAUUCACAGAUACUCAAGUGCAUUGUCUAGACUUGAGAUGAUCCCAGUAUACACAUGAGUGUGUUACAAUCAUCCAGGGACGGUCGGGUAGCCUAGUGGUUAAAGCGUUCCCUCGUCACGCCGAAGACCCGGGAUCGAUUCCCGACAUGGGUACAAUGUGUGAAGCCCAUUUCUGGUGUCCCCCGCCGUGAUAUUGCUGGAAUAUUGCUAAAAGCGGUGUAAAACCAUACUCACUCACUCACUACAAUCAUCCAGGUUGCAUUGUGACCCAUGAAGUUCCGGGGUAGAAUAGGUGUUCAGCAACCCAUGCUUGCUGUAAAAGGCGACUGCUUGUCGUAAGAGGCGACUAACGGGAUCGGGUGCUCAGGCUCGCUGACUUGGUUGAUGCAUGUC
Messenger RNA from Haliotis rufescens (red abalone), 6568 nucleotides. RefSeq lists its product as uncharacterized. The coding region runs from base 80 to 5134 and encodes 1684 amino acids. Gene Ontology annotation, cellular component: nucleus. NCBI's taxonomy places the organism in Eukaryota, Metazoa, Mollusca, Gastropoda, Lepetellida, Haliotidae. Gene Ontology annotation, biological process: regulation of transcription by RNA polymerase II. The transcript has 12 exons. The record is from RefSeq and is a predicted model, not a curated record. Gene Ontology annotation, molecular function: DNA-binding transcription factor activity, RNA polymerase II-specific; RNA polymerase II transcription regulatory region sequence-specific DNA binding.